Messenger RNA from Clonostachys byssicola, 1263 nucleotides. NCBI's taxonomy places the organism in Eukaryota, Fungi, Ascomycota, Sordariomycetes, Hypocreales, Bionectriaceae. The record is from the annotation of a GenBank genome assembly.
AUGGCCAGCGGCGCCGACAUCCGCAAGGGGCCCGUGGGACCUCUCAUCCAUCGCUGCUCAGCAUUAAGAUGCCAGGCCACCGGGCCACGAAUGCAGCGAUGCACCAGAUGCAACGUAGCUCGUUACUGCGGCCCUAGGCACAAGUACUUCUAUAGAUCCGGCCACUGGCGGAUCUGUAGGAAUAUCGUCAAUGCCCGUGUCAGGUUCAACGAAGAGCAUUAUCGCCUCCGCUGGGCCCAACUCCCCGCCAAUGCUUUCGAGACAAAUGCCGGCUACUUCUGGGAGGUCGAAAGCACAAGGCCCUACAUGUGUGCUCGCCUUACCCUGGUCAAGGAUGUCCUGCUCCCGCUGGGCACACUCGACAGCGUCCAGGAAGCCCACGACCAUCUCCGGGACAUGCUCAGGCUGUCCCGCAUGGAUACCAUGGGGGUACGAUAUGUCUUGCCCUUCAUCAUGCUGCGACUGGACAUAGACCAGGAGUGCUACGACUUUGUCAAGUGGUGGGCGACAAACGGCGCAGAUGCCGGCUGGGGAGACCUCACCUUGCCGCACCUUGAUAUCCGCGGCGCCGACGCUUCCGAGCAGCCAGAGUUUCUUCUUGGCGAAGAUACCCCUCUGAGCUUUGUUGUUGCCGUCUUGCUGCUGAAACUCAAGCUGCUGAUUGACGUCCUCAACACCAAAGUCACCCGCAAGGUCCUUUCCCGGCGCUCUCUUCCCAUCAAGCUUCGGGCCCAGAUCGAGCGAGCCGUCGUCCGGAGCCCGCUCUCCGCCAACCUGUGCAGCCGGUCCUACAAGACCCUCUCGGGGAUUGAACAGUGGCUUCUCCCCCAAGUCCGCAAGCUUGGCAUCAACAUCACCGAGAGGGACCCGCGCUUCAUGUCUGACCUCUUUGACCCGGAUGAAGCACUAGCCGCCACGGCCGCCACGCUCUCCGGGAAUCCACUUGGUUGCGCGAACGGAUCAGACGGCGUUAUCCUGCACUCGUAUCCCGCGUGGUGGUCGACCGAUGGAGUCCUGGGUCUGCUUGCCAGUGCGCGUGACCUCGCCGCGCGGUCUUCCAAGCCAGCGGCUGAGGACUUGUUGGCGUCACAAGGACACCGGGAGAAUCCAUUAUCUCAUCGCAUAGCCGAAGAACUGCAGGCGAAACAUGGCCUGAGCUACCUAUUUGAAUAUCUGGGCUACGUCGUGAGGGACGCUACGUAUCUAGGACCGUGGGCAGAGCGGCCAUCGGAGGUGACAUCAAGGUUGAUGGCAGAGGCCUAA